Cottoperca gobio is the source of this 2171-nucleotide messenger RNA. It is a transcript of the gene tti2, whose product is annotated as TELO2 interacting protein 2. Bases 188 to 1783 code for a protein of 531 amino acids. The record is from RefSeq and is a predicted model, not a curated record. The transcript is spliced from 10 exons. Gene Ontology annotation, cellular component: TTT Hsp90 cochaperone complex; nucleus; cytosol. NCBI's taxonomy places the organism in Eukaryota, Metazoa, Chordata, Actinopteri, Perciformes, Bovichtidae.
ACACGGCCGGAAGUAUUUAUCAGAACACACUUUCCUUCCCAGUUAAACCAUCGGAUGUUUCAGUCUGCAUGUCAAGAAUCUGUUAAAAAUAAUAGUUAAUUAAAGAAAAAUGUGUUGUUUCGUCACAUCAGUGUAAGAAGAAGAGAAUCAGCUGCUGAUCUGAGUAUGGAGCUUUCAUCUUUACUUCAUGACCUUAAUCUCUCCCCCUCCUCCUCCCCCCCCCCCCUCCUCCUCCUCCUCCUCCUCCCCCCCCCCCUCCUCCUCCUCCUCCUCCUCCUCAGAGAAGCCCCUCCCCUCUUCCUCCCUUCCUCCAAUCACAAAGCUUCUGUCUCGGCUGCAGGAAAAGCUGAUUGGUGCAUCCUCCGACUCUGAAACGAGCUCCCUGAUUAGUCACAUGGAACGGCUCUUCCAAACAGCAGAUCCCAAUUGGCUGUUCUCAGCCAAUCAGGAUGAGGGGUGGACAGAGCUCCAGGAGGCGUACAGCACUCUGGUCAGCGCUCUGAUUGGCUGCGCAGUUCUGCCGCUCUGUGAGGACGACUGCAGCUCUUUGCCCUCCACAGCCUAUCGGUGCGUCCCAAGCCGAGCUCGACCAGUGUGCUCCUCCCUCACAGCGCUGCUUGGAACACUGGGUAACGGAGACCGACAGACUGAUCUUCUGCUGGCUGUAGCUCCACAUUUGUGUGUGUUCGCUGUCACUCAUUUCCAGGAUCAGCCCUGGACAAGCUCCUCCUCCAGAGCGGCGGCUCAGAGCCUGCAGGAGGCGCUGCUGAGGACAGGGGGCUGGAGGGACUCCCCCCACCUCCUAAUGGGGGACGGGAGUCAGGGGGAGGGGGAGGAGGGCAAGGAAGGCAAGGAGGGAGGGAAGAACAGAGGAAUUCUGGGAGGAAUCCUUGACAUCCUGCAGCCUCAUCUGACCAAGGACUUGUGGCAGCGCUGUGAAGCAGUGAAGCUGGUGUUUGCGUGGACGCUCCUGCAGGUGACUCGUCCCUCUCUCUCCUCUCAUCUGUCCCGCCUCCUUCCCCCCUCCCUUCUCCUCAACGACAACUACAGACCAGAGAACUGCAUGCUGGGAGUUCGCUGUCUGCACCACAUCGUGCUGAACACGCCUGCUGCAGAUCUACGUCAGUUCAACAGAGCAGAAGUUCUCUACCAGGCGUUAUUCAAACAUCUGUACACUACAGAGCCUGCUGUCAUCCAGUCAGUCCUGUCCUGUCUCUUGGACUUGUUGUUGGUUUUGGAGAAGCCCCCGUCCUCUCUCGCCCCCUCCUCAUCUCGCAGGAAGCUGUGUCGCCAUGAUGACGUGCUCCGUCUUGUCCUGACUCACAUGGAGGCGGAGCACAAGGUGGAGCUGCGGCGGGUCUACGCCUCUGCGCUGCCACUGUACAUAGACAGGAUGGGCGUGGUAGUGUGCAGACACCUGCGGCAGGUGGAACAGGUGGUGCUGGGAUACCUGGAGGUCACAGAUCCACCUGAAGAGACGAGUCGACUGAAGAUCCUUGAGGUCCUGCAGAAAACAACCAGAGCCGCCUGGCCAAGGAUGGCAUGUCGUGUUGCCGUGUUGCUGCGUUGCCUGUUAAAGUUGCUGGUUGCUGUUUCUUCUGACUGUAAGCUCAGUGACUCAGUGAGGCAGAAAUUGAUGAAUCAAACGUCUCUCUGUCUCAAACUGCUGGUCGACUCCUGUCACGGAGACCUGCAGCCUCUCCUCCAACAGGUCGACAGCAGCUGUUGCAGCUCUGAGGUGCUUGGCUGCUUAGCGACAAUAACUAGGACGACGAAGAGGUGAUGCAGCACAUCUGCAACAGCUUCCUGAAGACGUAAAUCUUUAAAUCCACAAUUCUUUAGCUUCUAAGGCUGUACAGAAUGUGAAGCUUCUAUUAAGGUUUUUGAAUGAAUCUUCAAAUGUCUGACUUAUGACGUUAUCACUCUAAAAGAAGAAAAAACUUUUCCGUGGUCAUAUAAAUGUGUAAUUAACGAUACUGUGAUAUUGCUGCUAUCUGCACAACACAACACAGUGUGUGUUGCUCCCUCUGUGUGCGAGAGAGCAAGUGACAGCAGUGAAAAUGUUAAUUUAGAAAAUCUAAACGGCAACAAAUAUGGAUGAAGCUGAAUAUUUCUAUUUCGAUUAAAACAUGUAGAUUUUGGAAAUUAUUAAAUUGUUCUUUUUAAAUAAA